Moneuplotes crassus is the source of this 547-nucleotide messenger RNA. Lineage: Eukaryota; Ciliophora; Spirotrichea; Euplotida; Euplotidae. The record is from the annotation of a GenBank genome assembly.
UUUGAUAGUUUUAGUAAUAUUAUCAAAAUGUGAGACUUUGAUAUAGAAUGAGGGUUUAAUCAAGAAUGCUGCUACGGAAGUUUCUGUGCAAGAAUAGGCCAUUGUGAUGAGUGGAUCGAGUGGGUUUUCCCACUAUAUGGAAUCAUCCUCAUUUCUAUUGGAGCCUGCAUCGUUCUAAGUGGACUUAUUGUUCUAGCAUGUUGUUGAGUUAUGAGAAGAAGGAGGAUGAAUAAUAUGAAUCGAAUGGCGGCAGCUCAGACUAGAAUGAUCAAUCAGCCAACAACUGUGACAAAGCAUGUUGUUACACACAAUGUGCAGGCUCCAAAUAUGCAUUCUCAAGUGCAUCAUAACGCUAAUGUUCAUGCUGCUGCCCAUGCACAGGCUGUGAAUAAUGCUAACUUCAUGAAUGCUCAGCACAAUAUGAAUGCUGGCUUUGCAAUUAAUAAUGGAGUGAAUACCUCAAAUGAUGCAAUGAAUCCAAAUCCUGGUGGUUUCAAUGUCAAUGUAGGGGUAAACAUGCCAUAGCUGCUCGAUUCUCUAAGUUAUA